Molecule: messenger RNA, 2784 nt
Organism: Rhipicephalus sanguineus (brown dog tick)
Lineage: Eukaryota; Metazoa; Arthropoda; Arachnida; Ixodida; Ixodidae
Exons: 3
Coding region: 239-1930 (563 amino acids)
Source: RefSeq, a predicted model, not a curated record
CUCUAAUCACUAACCACUCGGCGGGGGGAUCCACCAGUAUCAAGUGACGCGAACGGCUGUGAACGCAUUCAUAAAGAUUGUGACAGUAGACAUGGCAUCAUAUUAACUGCCAGGAGCACGGAGGGCGUUGCGAGAAGGGCUCUGUCACUCACUUGCCGAAACAAAGCGUUUGCCUUUGAGCUUUCAGCUCAAGUGUGACAGUCGUGCAAGUAUACCAAAGUAAGGUAAGGCCGCCACCAUGAUCCUGAGCCUUCCGGCCAACGCCCGGGCACGACACCUUGCCAAACUACUGAGAGGAAUCGACGAAGCGACGAGAGUGCUAGAAUUGGACGUCUCCAACUGCGUAGUCGCCGAUCUCAACCUACUGUUCAAGUACAUAGGUUUGCUGUCGAGCCUGCGGUUCCUGCGUUGCCUCGCUUGCCCAGUGCCGGCAUCUUACCUGCUGCCGCUGCUACAGGAACGGCUCGUCGAGCUCGAAGAGCUGGACUUCUCGCUCAUACUUCCUGAUCAGUUGAUUGGAAACGAGGUCGAGAAAUUAUCCGCGUCAUCCUGUGAGCAGCCAUUAGCCCUGGCGCGCAGCCUGCGCCGCGUGUACGCAGAAGUGAACAGUGACGAGAAUGUUCGACUCCUCUGGUGGCUACUCCGCUUCUGCCCCAAUGUGACCGAGCUUCACGUGCACGUCUUGAGCGGAGAUUUUCAGAGAAUAGUGUUUCACGUGAAUGGCAUCCUGGUCUCUAAUCGCCAGCUGCAGAAGUUCACGUUCACUUCUGACAUUCCGCCGACGGUUCAUCUGGCGUCACGCGCAAUGACAGACUUCAACGCACAAGCACUCGUCUGCGCCAACGUCCGUUACUGGGACUUGCUCGAUUCUUGCUGUUGCGUCUGGCUUCGCGACUUCACGCUGGAUACCCCGAGCGAGGAGCUUUCGUCGCAGCUUGUCGUCGUAUUCACUGACGAAGCCGAUGUCCUAGCAGAAAGAAUAAGUGCGGCCGUUCGAGGACGCGUCUGGACGGCCGUCCGCCAUCUCUGUCUUGUCCUUCUUCCGCAGCACCCAUUCGGCACCGAGCCCCACCCUAUGGCCGAAAUCGCGUACCUCCGCGGUCUCCGAGAGUUUUUUCCCGUCCUCCAGUACCUCGUCGAGCUGAAUGUGAAUUCGUUUCACUUCGGACCGGACGUCGACCUGACGCAACUGCUCUGUCACGCGAAACUCGUGUUCUUGCAGGCGCUUUCGACGGCACCUUGCGGGCUGCACCACCCCCGCGCGGUGCAUCGGCUGGCCCACGCCUGCCGGGAGCUCAUCGAGCUGGACAUUCGCGUGGAACAGCGGGGAACGCAGCUCGGGUGCACCGUGUGCCAGCUCACGUUCCGGCUCGAGCCCGAUGACGUGGCCGAGCUGCACGACGGCUUUCCGAGGUCUCGUUGCAGGUUCCGCCGACUGACGCUCAGCGGCGUGCCGAACCUGGCGUCUCUGCGCUUCCUCGACAGCUGCAAGGUUGAGCAACUACGCCUGGCCGACUGUCGACUUCCACUGCUCUCGGACUUCGUAGACAUUGGAGGCGUGCUGUUCAGCAACACGAACCUGCGUUGCCUCGUGCUCCGGGACAGUGCACUGCCUUUCGGCACGACCGGACUGAUAGUGAGUGACAUUAUGAGCCGCGUCACGCGUCUCCAGUACUUGUGCCUACUGACGGAUGCUCUCGCAUCCCAUGACACCGCGACGGAACACGUGAAACAACUGGCCACGAGGCUGCCGAGGCUGAACUACCUGCACGUCCACUACCGGCACAGCGUGGACGGCACCCAGCAGCAGGUCUCGUGGAUACGCUGUACGGGGCAGCAAACUGGCGGCCUCUUGAUUGCGAACGGACCUUGCGUUCUAUGCUUCACGGCCACCUUCAUAGGGCUCAACAAGCCGCGAAGACGGAGUUGAGCGUACAUGCGUGUUCUUUUUUUUUUCAUUUUUCAGCCGUAUACGAAGCUUUCGAUUCCGUUAUGCGACCACUCGAACCAACAGGGCAUCGUCGUACCUUCAACGUUGAAGCAGGCGCGUGGCUGGCAACCACUUACGUAGAACAUGUGCCCACAGAGCUAUCACCUCAGUCACCCACCGGCUUCGCAGUUUACGUUGCUUCGUUGUAGAACCUGCAUUUUCCCUAUGUAUAUAGUCUCGAGUUGGCUCAUUUUUCCAAACGCAUUGUUCUCACAUGUAUAUUGAACAGUUUGUCGUUAAACACUUACCACAUAGGCUUGACGUCUUGCACAAGGUGAGCACGUGCACGUUUGGCCACCGUGAAGGCGCGUGUUUCACUACCAAGAGGUUUUAUAUUUUCGGGAGGCUUACAGAUAACGUUGCUCGCAGCAGAAAUGGCUUGACGUUCACAUAGCUUAUAUUGACGUCAUGCAUGACUCAAAACGCCGGUUAUGGGAAUCCAGACUUGCCUCUAGUCAAACUGAACGUAAUUAGAGGACGUUUUCCUAGCUGUGCCUUUAUUUUCUGUCUUGUCCUUCAAUAUCGGACAACGGCGCUUCUGCAUGUGUUAUUCACUUUCGCGUGGAUGUCGUUUUUAUUGGCAGGCAAUGGGGCUUCGUGUGUCUACAGUGCGCACAAUAAAAUUCUGCUUUUAGGUAUUGGGCGCUGUCUCAUCUAAGCUUGUACAGUGAUUGCAAUAAAGCUUUUAGGAAACUCUGCGUGCUGCACGAAUGUUCGAGAUACGCGCGACUUCAACAAGAUCUGGGGUCAUAAUCGUACUCCCAUUCGCUUGCGUUCAUGAUCAGACCCGCUCG